AUGGACCAAAAGCCGAUUAAUUACGUUUUUGAGGAGACACCACUAGCUUCAACGGUCGAAGAACAGCCCUACGUUCAGCCAGAGAUCAUGAAGAAAUACAACAUCACUAGCGAAGAUCUAAAAUGCACCAAGCCAAAAACCAAGAAGAAACGCAACUUUGUCAAUGAAAACGAAAAGAACGAGGCGUACUGGAAAAAGGUCAGAAAUAGAAACGUUUCUUUGUAA
This is a messenger RNA of Oikopleura dioica, 225 nucleotides long. The record is from the annotation of a GenBank genome assembly. Lineage: Eukaryota; Metazoa; Chordata; Appendicularia; Copelata; Oikopleuridae.